Molecule: messenger RNA, 570 nt
Organism: Glycine soja
Lineage: Eukaryota; Viridiplantae; Streptophyta; Magnoliopsida; Fabales; Fabaceae
Product: protein MAIN-LIKE 1-like
Exons: 2
Coding region: 1-570 (189 amino acids)
Source: RefSeq, a predicted model, not a curated record
AUGAGUGAAGAUGCGCCUCAGAUGACUGCGGACGUAGAUGCGACUGUUGCAGAGGACUUAGGUCGUGAUGGUGCUGAAGGGUCACAUGCUGAUGAGAGAUUCCCUGGUGGGCCCCGUGACCCAUCAGUUCUGACUUCAUUUGUAGAGCAUGUCGCACAUGCCAUUUGGACUAAACAGGAGCGUCCUGAGUUGAAGUUGGUGUCGCACGGGAGGAAGGUGGCAUUAAUUGGGAGGCCAGUGCCUGAGAUUGAAGGGCUGGUUGUCGCCACAGGAUUAAGUCCAUUGAUCGGGUGUUCAAUUGUAACCGGCGAUCCUGGACUUAUAUCCGCAUUUGUGGAGAAGUGGCACAAGGAGACCAGCACCUUCCACCUUCCAGUAGGAGAGUUGAUGAUCACACUAGAUGAUGUGUCAUCACUCCUCCAUCGCCCUAUCAGUGGCGCCUUCCACAGCUUCGAGGCUCUUUCCGUGGACGAGACAGUAUUUUUGUUGAUGGAGUUUCUUGAGGUGUUCGGUGAGGAGGGUAGAGCCGAGACAGUACGAACGCGCGGGGCAUAUGUACGCCUCUCAUGA